GAACAAUGUCCAGUCCAGAAACAACCCAGCUCUCCAACAAAGCAUUACUGCCUUAGACUCAAAGAAGACUUUAUGUUCGCCAACUGAAAAGUACAGAAAAGGAACAGUUACUAUCAGCUUGCAUUUUUAAAUUAAGAGGACUAUUAUUUUUCUAUACCUUUUAAACCUAUAUAAUACUAUCAACUCCAAGGACACAAUGAAUACCAUUCUGCUGUUUGCUAUAGCUAUGUUCGGAGUCCUAUCUAGCUGUAGCGGUCACUAUUAUCGCCGAAGGACAUAUUUUCGUCCAGUCGUCCACAAGCGGGGGGUCAUUCCUCAUCGAGUCUUCAUUCACAGAUAUCCGACCUACAUGAUCCAGAAGAAGAGUAUGGGAACCGUCUACCCUACCAAUGGACAUGGACCAUUCUACAGACCCAACUUUCCCGCCAGUAUCAACACAUUUCAUCCACAAGCGACAGUUAAUCCUAAUGUAGUGAUCCCCUCAAACGGGCGCGUGGUGAACCCAGGAUUUGUAGCCCCUAAUACUGGUCGUUUUAUUAACCCAGUAAAUGGUGGUUUUCUAAACCCAGUAAAUGGUGGUUUCGUAAAUACAGGAUUUGUUGUACCCAGAGAAGGCGGAGUUAUCCCUGGUGGUGUAAGCGUUGUGGGAACACCAGAUGUCACUAGUGUUGUACCAACAUUCACAAACCUUGGAAUCAAUUCAAUGUCUGAAUUGCCUCCAAUGGAUUUUAAUAAGAAUGUAAUUAUCGACGGAAUUGACACUUUCCCUGGAGACAGUUUCCUAUUUCCAGGAGCCGGAAUAGGUUUUCAGACCAAGGAUGUUGGUGCUGACGGGAAACCAGUCGUUCAGGAACAAAACAAAAACGGGGACCAAGCAGCCACACCGGACUCUUCAUCUCUUGGUGUUACUUCCGGUAUAGAUGCAGGUUUUCCGGCUAUCAGCCCCGUAGUUAUCACAGAUACCAGCAACGGAGCAGAGCUUCCAGUUAUAACCCCAGUUGUCAUCACUGAUGCAACUGAUUCCACGGGCCUCCCUGAUAUGACCUUCCCGGAAGUAGGUUUACCAGACACAAACGAGAUCUUCCCUGGAGUCGGUGGAGGAAAACAGAACUCUAGCUGCCAUAAAACCGGCUGUGACACCGGUGCCGAAUGUGUGUUCGCGGAGGAAUACAUCUGCCCUAGUUACAUCCCAUCCGUCGCGUGCGAAUGUCGGCUGGGAUGUCGCCUCGACUACAACUUUAUCCCUCUGGGUGGAUCCAUCACAAUCGACGUUUGUGGAAACACGUGUUCCUGUAACAACAUGUACGGCGCGGCUGAGUGUACACAGCGCAUGUGCAAACCAGAAGAACCAGCUCUUUCCAUAGCCGGAACUAUUCCCUCAGACAACGAUCUCGGAGGAUUCCAGGGCGCAUUCGAUAGUAUAACAGAGUUUCCGACGGCGAAAACCGACAGCGGAUUCGAUCUCCCGCCUAGUGCCUCAAGUCGUGUCACUGUCCCGGAAUUACAACUAUUCUCCGAACCUAUGCAAGUAGUGGAAAAACUUGUGAACGAUUCCCCAGUACCGUCUGUCAAUGAUGGUUCGGCGGCAGAAACACCAGUUGUUGGUGAUACACUCAACAACGUCAUCGGGAUCUCAAACACGGACAAUACUGUAUCACCUCAGGAAUUGUCCACCGAAUCUCCAGUAGUCUAAUCAAACAGUUACAAUAUUCCAGCAAAUGGCCAAAACAUGUCACCAGGUUCGUUAAAUUAAAAACGCGGUUUGUUUUGAUGAAAUUUCUGACUUCAUACGUAUCUGAUUGUGUUCAUUUUGAAACCCUCGAGAUACUUUUUCAUGAAGCUUUUAAGAACAUGCAGCUUGAUACAUCAUUGAAGCAUGAACUUGCGGAUACUGUUGACGUUUUCAAUAUGGCGUGGACAAUAAACUGAAUAUUUAUUAUCACGCAUUGAAUCGAAAAGGAUCGUGGUUUUUCAUGAACUUCAAAUGAAACAGGUUAAUCUUGGACAAAGAAUAUUGGACGUUGAAUGUCGGAAAAUGGAAAUUAACCAUUGAAUGUUGGACAUGAAUAUGGUUUAAUUUACACUGGUGGAUGAAAAUCAGUGUUUGACUCUCUGACAAUGUUCUUCAGACAAGGAAUAAGAACAAUAACACUGAACUUUGAACACGAAGCGUGGAACAUCGAACACUGAGUAUCAUAAAUAUUCGUCUGCAAUUCAGAUAUCUGGUAGAAAAACAUUGUUGAAAAACAUGCUGUAGUUCAGGAUUUUCCCCACACUCGUUAUAAUACAUUUUUAAUUGUAUGGAGUAACAGAAUAUGCCUGAGAUAUCAACGAUACCUUUGUUUAAAGUCAAACAUAUAAACGUUACACAGUGUCCUCCUGUGUGGUCAUAUUCAAGAUAAGGAAGGAAGAGAACGAUUGAAAGAAAGAGAGAGAGAGAUAGAAACAGAGAGAGAGAGUGAAAGGGAAGUUGUUUAGUUAUUUAUUCCCCCAAAAUGCUGUUUUCUUUCGGUUUCAUGUUUUGUUUCCAUAUAAGGACAUGCAUCGUAAUAUGUGCUUUAUUAUUGUGCUAAUAGAGUUAAGUCCCCAUUAAUUUACGUACCUACCUCAAUAUCAAUGCGUCCUUGAACUACAUCUUUUAUGUACAUGAAAUCCUUAUACAAUUUUAUGUCAUUUUGUGUAUUAAAUUAUUUGCUUUUUUUAUAAUAAAAUGA
This is a messenger RNA of Mizuhopecten yessoensis (Yesso scallop), 2714 nucleotides long. RefSeq lists its product as uncharacterized. The record is from RefSeq and is a predicted model, not a curated record. Bases 197 to 1693 code for a protein of 498 amino acids. Lineage: Eukaryota; Metazoa; Mollusca; Bivalvia; Pectinida; Pectinidae. The transcript is spliced from 3 exons.